This is a messenger RNA of Phlebotomus argentipes, 2641 nucleotides long. RefSeq names its product zinc finger protein 234-like. Gene Ontology annotation, molecular function: RNA polymerase II transcription regulatory region sequence-specific DNA binding; DNA-binding transcription factor activity, RNA polymerase II-specific. Lineage: Eukaryota; Metazoa; Arthropoda; Insecta; Diptera; Psychodidae. Gene Ontology annotation, cellular component: nucleus. The transcript has 4 exons. Gene Ontology annotation, biological process: regulation of transcription by RNA polymerase II. The coding region runs from base 172 to 2115 and encodes 647 amino acids. The record is from RefSeq and is a predicted model, not a curated record.
UCUCAGAAAAUACCGUAAAGUGACGUAAAAAAAAGCCUCGCGUAAUAAAAUCACUCCGCUUUGACAUGAUAUGAACUUUCCGAAUCUCCGAAUGAAAGAAAGUCGCGAAGUGGACGCUGCGAUUGUGGGAGAUUUGCAGGAAAAAGCACUUUAUUGGGGAGUUAGUCAGCAAUGACUGACGCUGAGGGGACGGAGUUCAAAGUGGAGCAUGUCGAUAUCAAGGAGGAUCACGAGGAGUCGGUGCAGGUGAAGGAGGAACCGAAGAUAAAGACGGAAGAGAAGGAUGAGCCGGACGUGGAGACGUGCUUCCUGGCCAUUGAGCCAGAGAUGGACAUUUACUCAGAGGGCGAGGAGUGGAAGCCACCGCCGGACUUGCCCACGCUGACCGAGGGAAAUGUGUCAGAAUCGUCCGGAGAGCGUGAAUUGCGGCGGAAGAGGAAGCGCUGUCGGCAGAAGUUACGGAAGGACGACAAGGAGACUGGCGAGAAGCCUCAGCUGCCGUUGCUGUCUUGCUAUAUUUGUGGCAAGAUGAACAGAACGGCUUAUGCUCAGCUUCGGCAUUUGACUGAACACUAUGAGAAUCGCGGAUCGAUUACUGCACACGAGUAUCCGUGCGAAGUGCUCCCCUGCGGGCGGAUUUUCACAGCGCGGAAGUUCCUGGAGGGUCACAAGCGACUUCACGAGGUGGAGAAGCUGUUUGACUGUAAGGUGUGCAGCCGGAGCUUCUCCAGCGAUCGAAUCCUGCAGAUUCACCGGCGCGUGCACGAGAUUGAGAAGGAAUUCAACUGUGAAAUUUGCACGGAGAGCUUCGUGUACGAGAACGCGCUAAUCAUCCACGUGGAGGAGCACAUCAGCAAGCAUCCGUUCUCGCGGGAACUGCUGGACAUUCACGUGAUGCCGACUUUUGAGGGGAAUUCCAGGGCGAAUCCGAAUGUUGACCAGGAACUCCUGACUGGCGGGAUUCUGUUUAAGUGCAGCCAGUGUCCGAGGAGAUUUGCCACAUUCAACGAUCGACGGAAUCACCAGAACAGAGAUCAUCCGAAGAUGAUGGCGUGCGAAGUGUGCGGAAAGGUGCUGAGGGGACCUUUUGCCCAUCGUCUUCACAUGGUGAUUCACACGAAGGAGAAGCCGUUCAAGUGUAAAUUCUGCGAUGAGGCGUUUCGCAAUCCCAACACGCUGGUGAACCACAGAAGGACGGUUCACGGGAUGGGCAAUCAGAACAGGAUUUAUCGUCCGCAUCAGUGUGAAACGUGCGGCAAAUCCUAUUGCAAGAAAUUCUCCCUCAAUGAACACAUCAACUCGAAGCACAAGGGAAUCAAGCUGAUUUGUGAUCUCUGUGGAAAGUCUUAUGGGACGAAAUCGCGGCUGAAGAUUCACUUUCAGAAGGUUCAUCUGAAUGAGGACGAGAAGCCGUUGAAAGUGCCAAAGGCACCGCGAGUGUCGAAGUUGUCCAAGGCGGUGAAGAUACCAAAGUGUCCGGAAUGUGGCUUCCUGGCGUCGACGAAGAAGGGCUUGCGGAAGCACCGAAUGACGGAUCAUUAUAAUAAUCUGCACUGUGAAGAGUGCAACAUCACCAUGGAUAACAUUCUCUUGUAUCGAACUCACGCUGAAGAUCACAAAGAUGGGAUCUCCGUCGUGAGCGGACCAGGACGUCACGGGCAGAUCUACGGAUGCUUGCGGUGUGAUAAAUUCUAUACAGAUCGACGCUUUCUCCGCGAGCACAUCAACAUGACACACAAUUCCAUCACCUUCACGUGCGAUCACUGCGAGAUGAUCUUCCAGACGAAGAGAGCGAUGGUGCGUCACUUGUCCUCGACGCAUGGUGUCGAGGAGAAGCAGCCACAGCCCAGGAAAGUGCAAGGAUUGAAGGCGAAGAAGCCCAAGAAGAUGAAGAUCAAGUUUCCGCCACCGUCAGAGACUUCAUCGCAGUCUUCACACCAUUAUCAAAUGGAACCGCCGCAAUCUUCGCCACUGGCGCUUCAGAUUCCCCAUCAAUCGCCAGUCACGAUCGUGGCCGCCAAUCCUCACGCUCAUGUCACGCCGCCGCCGCACGAAAUACAGCAGCAAUUCAAGGUGGAGCCGCAGCUGCAAUACAUUCACUUCGGCAACAUGUAGACAGAUCUCAGUCGUGACGAUUCAGGGGACGAAGGGAAGAUGCUUGGAUGCGUUCGCUGUGAUAAAUCCUACGCUGAGCGACAUUUCAAGUGGAAAUUGUCAGGACAGAAGAGAGCUGCAGCAGCACUCAAAGGUGGAAAAGCACUUCCCUUCGGAUAGGUAAGUAUGUGUAGACGUAGUGAAAGCCUAGGUUGUUCAAAAGUCUAGAGAAUAUCGUGCUUAUUUUACAUAUAAAUCAUGUCUCUAAGAUAAGAAAUAACAUUGCUGGAAAGCUUUUUAUGUAUUAAAAAGAAAUAUGUGCAAAUGAAUAGAUAACUUUUCCAUGGGUUUUCACCAUCAUUAACUGUCAGGAAAUAUUUGAUGUUGAGCCUUUUGCCUGUAAUCAUAACGAAAACCCGCUGCAGUCAUAGAAAAGGAUAAUAGUCAGUGAAGGUGUGAAUGAAAAUAAAGCAACUUUAUUCACCAGAGAUAAAGUAUUCUACAAUACAGAUGAUUUGAUUAAAGAGAACAUUGUACUAAGGAUAAA